Rubroshorea leprosula is the source of this 482-nucleotide messenger RNA. NCBI's taxonomy places the organism in Eukaryota, Viridiplantae, Streptophyta, Magnoliopsida, Malvales, Dipterocarpaceae. The record is from the annotation of a GenBank genome assembly.
CCCAUCAACAAAAGCACGAUAACUCACCAUAAUAUUUUAAUUUCUACCAGCAAAGGUUGUUCGUUUAAAGAAGAAAAGUAUUGCAAUGAGUUCAACAAGCAGAACUUGGGUUGUGGCGGCGACUAUGGGAGCUGUGGAGGCACUGAAGGACCAGGGAAUCUGCAGAUGGAAUUAUCCAUUAAGGUCACUUCACCAGCAUGCCAAGAACCAUUUGAGGUCAGCUUCACAGACCAGGAUGCUGUCUUCUCAGUCUUCUGCGGCUGUUCGGAAUCAGUUGAGAGAAGAGAAAGCAAAGCAAUCUGAAGAGUCUCUGAGGACAGUCAUGUACUUGAGCUGUUGGGGUCCCAAUAAUUGAGGGAAAUUGGAGAAAACUCUACCUUAGUGGGUUUGUAAUUUGUAUAUAGAUGAGAAAAGAGGGUAUGAAUUGUUAUGUAUAAGAGCAGUUGCUCUCAACACAUGGGUAAUGAAAAAAAAAAAAGAAG